Cicer arietinum (chickpea) is the source of this 2508-nucleotide messenger RNA. RefSeq names its product probable auxin efflux carrier component 1c. Gene Ontology annotation, molecular function: auxin efflux transmembrane transporter activity. Gene Ontology annotation, biological process: auxin export across the plasma membrane; auxin polar transport. Gene Ontology annotation, cellular component: plasma membrane; endoplasmic reticulum. The record is from RefSeq and is a predicted model, not a curated record. Lineage: Eukaryota; Viridiplantae; Streptophyta; Magnoliopsida; Fabales; Fabaceae.
CUUCUCUAUGUACCUUGGAGAUUGCAAGUGCAAAAUUUUGCUUACUUCUCUCAAAGCUCAAAAAAUAUUUUCUCUAUUAAUUCUUCAUUCUUACACACACACACUCACACCACUAUCUCAAAAAUCCAACAUAACCACAUGCUCUCUUUUUCAUAUCCCUAUAUCUAUAUCUUCUCAUCAUCACAAUUCACAACCAACAAUUAAGUUUCUCAUCUAAUCUCUCAUCACAACAUAACAUAACAAGUUCAAGUUGAACUUCAACUUCAAGUUGAAAAAGUUCAAAUUUUUAUCAUACCCUUUAUUCUGUUUUCACUUUGAGAGUUAAAAAAACACAUAAAAAUGAUAACUUUAACAGAUUUUUACCAUGUGAUGACAGCAAUGGUUCCACUCUAUGUUGCUAUGAUACUUGCUUAUGGUUCUGUGAAAUGGUGGAAAAUAUUUUCACCUGAUCAAUGUUCUGGUAUAAACCGUUUUGUUGCUCUAUUUGCAGUUCCACUUUUGUCUUUCCAUUUCAUAGCUUCAAACAAUCCUUACAAAAUGAACCUUAGAUUCUUAGCAGCUGACACACUUCAAAAAAUCAUUGUCCUACUUGUUCUUGCAAUUUGGAGUAAUUUUAGCAAAAGGGGUUGUUUAGAAUGGACAAUAACACUCUUUUCUCUUUCAACACUUCCAAAUACUUUAGUUAUGGGUAUACCUUUACUUAAAGGGAUGUAUGGUGAAUUUUCAGGUAGUUUAAUGGUUCAAAUUGUUGUUCUUCAAUGUAUAAUUUGGUACACUUUGAUGCUUUUCAUGUUUGAGUUUAGAGGAGCUAGGAUGUUGAUUUCAGAACAAUUUCCUGACACUGCUGGUUCAAUUGUUUCAAUUCAUGUUGAUUCUGAUGUGAUGUCAUUGGAUGGUAGAACACCAUUGGAAACUGAUGCUGAAAUCAAAGAAGAUGGUAAGUUACAUGUUACUGUUAGAAAAUCAAAUGCUUCAAGAUCAGAUAUUUAUUCAAGAAGAUCACAAGGUCUUUCAUCAACAACACCAAGACCUUCAAAUCUUACUAAUGCUGAGAUUUAUUCUUUGCAAUCUUCAAGAAAUCCAACACCAAGAGGAUCAAGUUUUAAUCAUACUGAUUUUUAUUCUAUGAUGGCUGGUGGAAGAAACUCAAAUUUUGGUGCUAAUGAUGUUUAUGGUUUGAAUGCUAAUUCUAGAGGACCAACUCCUAGGCCUUCUAAUUAUGAAGAAGAUAAUGUUAAUGUUAAUGUUGUUGCUGGAAAAACUAAGAAAUUUUCUGGUCAUUACCCUGCACCUAAUCCAGGAAUGUUUUCACCUAAUAAUAAUAAUAAUAAUAAAAAUGUUACUAAUAAUAAUAAUAAUAAUAAUAAUAAUGGUAAGAGGGGAAAUGGACAGAAACAAGAAGAUGGGAACAGAGAUCUUCAUAUGUUUGUUUGGAGUUCAAGUGCUUCACCUGUUUCUGAUGUGUUUGGUGCUCAUGAUCAAUUUGCUUCUCAUGAUCACAAAGAUGUCAAAUUGAAUGUUUCUCCUGGAAAAGUGGAGGGUCAUAGAGAAACUCAAGAGGACUAUUUGGAGAAAGAUGAAUUCAGCUUUGGAAAUAGAGGAAUGGAAAGAGAAAUGAAUCAACAUGAAGGUGAAAAAAUUGGAGAUGGAAAACCAAAAGUGAUGCCACCAGCAAGUGUUAUGACAAGACUCAUAUUGAUCAUGGUGUGGAGAAAACUUAUAAGAAAUCCUAACACUUACUCAAGUUUAAUUGGCCUCAUUUGGUCACUAGUUUCAUUUAGGUGGAAUAUUGAGAUGCCUGCCAUAAUAGCAAAGUCUAUAUCCAUACUGUCAGAUGCAGGCCUUGGCAUGGCCAUGUUCAGUCUUGGUCUGUUCAUGGCUUUGCAACCAAAAAUCAUAGCAUGUGGAAAUUCCAUAGCAGCUUUUGCUAUGGCUGUGAGAUUCCUUACAGGUCCAGCUGUCAUGGCAGCUGCUUCACUUGCUGUUGGACUCAAAGGUGUUCUCUUUCAUGUUGCAAUUGUUCAGGCAGCUCUUCCCCAAGGAAUUGUCCCAUUUGUCUUUGCUAAGGAAUAUAAUGUACAUCCUGAUAUUCUAAGCACAGGUGUCAUUUUUGGAAUGUUGGUUGCAUUGCCCAUUACUCUUGUGUACUACAUCUUAAUGGGGUUAUAAAUUCAUGAAAAUUAAAUGAUGGAUGAUUCACAAGAUUCAUGUGUGAUUGUAUUCUUGCAAUCUCUUGGUUGAGGAUUGUAGAGCAUCACAUAAGGAAGAAAAAAUGUUCAAAAGGAAUACAAAAAGCUUCAUGAGAAUUUAAUAGGAGGAGCCUCAAAAUUUAUUUUACUUUUUUUUUCUUUCUAUCUUUGUAUUUGUUUUUGUUUUUUUUUUUUAUUUCUUUUUUUAAUGGACUUUGCUAUCUUAGAAAAAAAAAUGUAAAAUUAUGAUUGUAGCUAGCUAAUUUACAAAAUUAGUACUUGAAUUCCAUUUCUAGCAAUUAAAUAAUUUGUGGUCAUA